Molecule: messenger RNA, 1601 nt
Organism: Scatophagus argus
Lineage: Eukaryota; Metazoa; Chordata; Actinopteri; Scatophagidae
Gene: kcnk7
Product: potassium channel, subfamily K, member 7
Source: RefSeq, a predicted model, not a curated record
AUGGCCCAGCUUGUGUCUUCGCUGUGGCUGUUCUGUCAGGUCAAUGCAUUUGCCUGGCUGGUUCUCUGCUACCUGGUCUUCAUUGUGUUGGGAGGUAUGGCGUUCACGGCUUGGGAAUAGCUGGUGGAGAAGGACCUGAGGGCUGGUGUGGAGGACAGACUGAGUGAACUGCUGGGGAAAGCCCUCUCUGCUCAUCGCAGUGAUGUACAUGUUCUGAAGGCUGAUACUGAUGUGAGCUGCUGUCAUUUCACAUCAUCACUCUUGUUCUGUCAUUUUCACGCUGACCACCAUGGAAAAUGUUCUCCUCUCUCCCCAGGUUACCUGCUGGUGGGGCUGGUGGUGAUUGUUACCUUAAAGGAUACUGUACUGCAGAUUCCCCAGGUCUGUGCGGUGAUGAGGCUUUUUUCUGCUUCUCAGUAUGCAGAGCAGGAAGGUGUCAGUUUUAAUGAAUUGAAUGAAGAGGAGCCUCAGUAAUCCCAGUCCAUCUGUACCAUCUCCUCCACUCCAUUAGAGCUGUUGAGCCCUCGCUCAUGCACAUCUAUUGACACAGACCUUCACAGAGCCAGAAUCUCAGAAAACUAUUGACUUACACAGCUGUUUACAACACAUCAGUGUCUGAUUUACAACGUCGAAGUAUUUAAAUAUUCAGGUGUACAUGCAGUACACUCCAGUCCAGUUUUAUCAAGUUCUAGGUCAAACAUCUGCCACCAGCCAUUUGAAUUCAAAUCACGUGUUCUGAAUUUGUCUGUGCACUGAUGUGAAGCUUAACUUUAAAACUGAAUUGUUACAUUACUACUACAUUAGCACAAACUGUAGGUCAUGAGUGCAAUCCUGCGUAUGAUUUAGGUAAUCAGGCUGGGGAAUUCUUGACCAGCACAAUGUACUCUAACAUACAGUUUUACAAUGUUCACUUAAAGCAAUACACGAGUAAACAGUUUAAUAACACACACAAUCAGUCCUUUACCAAAUUCUGAAAUUUUGAGGAGGCACAGUCUGCUAUUCUGUCUUCUUUACAAUAAACUGCCUGAGUGAAGAUACUUUCAGCACGUAACAGUCAGUCUUUUAGGUUUUCAGAAUGUGACCUUUUUUGAUCUCAUUCUGGGUACAUUUUAACAAAAACAAAACAGCUUUGUUUAAAUUGCUUACUUACACUCAGGUAAUUGUUGGUUUUCAAGCUUUAAUUCAUAAACAGUGUCUAUUAAAAAAUGAUUCACCCCAUUGGAUGUUUUCCUGUUUUAUUGCUUUUAGACUUUGGGUUUUUGACAAAAACUUAUCGAAAAAAUUCCUCUUUAAUGUCAAGGUGAAAACAGAUUUCUACAGAGUAACGUCAGUCAGUUCCAAAUAUAUGAUAUAAAACGCAUGAUUGCAUAAAUAUAUAAAACAUCCAAGGGUGAAUGCUCUUUAUAGGCACCGUAUGUUUUUCAUUUCAACGCUGCUCUACAAGAUUCUUGAACAGUUUUUAUUCUAUUCAUCAUCAUGCUAAACUCCAAACUGAAAGUACACCCCACUAAUGUGUGAUAACUUACAAUUUAUGAAUAAUAUCUAUGUGCAAUAUUUAACAAUUUGGUUUUUAAUCUUUUUAACUGCAUAGGUUGGCAAUA